UGGUGCCGUCUCUGUCUGCUUGUGAGAGUGAUAGUUGUCGUGAAACCCUACGACGUUCUGAAAAUCUUCACUUUAAUUAUUUAUUAGUUAGCUUAAACCCUAAACCCACACACAGAUUCACAGAGUGAUCCCAAACGACGAUGUUGGGCGUUAUAAGGCGAAGAGUCGUUUCUGGAGCCUCCUCUGCUUCGAUUCUGGGGCAGUCAUUGCACUCAAUCCGACCUAUUGCAAGCUCUGAGAUUCUGCUUCAACCUAGAGGAGGAUUGGGUCGGGUCCGGAACCUUUCUCACCUCAUUUUUGCAGGUUCCUCGCCUUGUAUCAAGAAAACCAGGAAUGUUGGCGGCGUUAUGCAACCAGAGCCCAUCAGGCAAAUGUGGAGCAGGCCCUUUUCUUCAGAGACUGGGGAUUUCAUUGAUGCCGUCGUCCCUCAUAUGGGUGAAUCUAUUACUGAUGGCACUUUGGCGAAAUUCUUGAAGAACCCUGGUGAUCGUGUUGAAGUUGAUGAACCAAUUGCUCAAAUUGAAACAGAUAAGGUGACAAUUGAUGUUGCUAGUCCUCAGUCCGGUGUGAUCCAAAAGUUUGUGGCCAAUGAAGGGGAUACUGUCGAACCAGGUACCAAGAUUGCUGUUAUCUCAAAGUCUGUUGAUGGUGUAGACCAUGUUGGUCCAUCUGAGAAGACAUCUGACAAAGCUGCUGCUCGACCAUCUCCCCCUGUUGAAAAUAUUGACAAGAAGAAAGAACCAAAAGUUGAAACUACACCUGUUACUGAGAAACCUAAACCUCACUCUCCACCACCUUCUAAACCCUCUGCUAGAGAACCCCAGCUUACCCCUAAGGAAAGGGAAAGAAGAAUUCCUAUGACAAGGCUCCGGAAACGGGUUGCUACGAGAUUGAAAGAUUCACAAAACACAUUCGCAAUGCUGACGACAUUCAAUGAAGUUGAUAUGACAAAUUUGAUGAAGCUUCGUUCUGACUACAAGGAUGCAUUUGCUGAGAAGCAUGGAGUCAAGUUGGGGCUUAUGUCUGGAUUUAUAAAAGCUGCUGUCAGUGGACUCCAAAAUCAGCCUAUUAUUAAUGCAGUCAUUGAUGGGGAUGAUAUCAUAUAUAGAGAUUACAUAGAUAUAAGCAUAGCCGUUGGUACUCCCAAGGGCCUUGUUGUGCCAGUUAUUCGCAAUGCCGAUAAAAUGAAUUUUGCUGAGAUAGAGAAGGAGAUGAACACCCUUGCAAAGAAGGCAAACAAUGGAUCUAUAUCAAUUGAUGAGAUGGCUGGAGGUUCAUUCACUAUAUCCAAUGGUGGAGUUUAUGGAAGCCUUAUAAGUACCCCCAUCAUCAACCCCCCUCAGUCAGCAAUCUUGGGUAUGCACUCAAUAGUUACCCGUCCAAUGGUUGUUGGAGGCGACAUCGUUCCGCGGCCAAUGAUGUACAUUGCUCUUACCUAUGACCAUAGGUUGAUUGAUGGAAGAGAGGCAGUUUUCUUCUUGCGUCGUAUUAAAGAUGUUGUUGAGGAUCCUCGGAGGCUUCUCCUCGACAUAUGAAGCACCCCACCGGCAGUGGUACAUGAUUUCAUUCGGGGGUUUUUCGAGAAUCAAAUAUACUUAAGGAAAAAUAAAUACGUAAUAGGUCAAUUUUGUAGGAUCUGAUUUGUUAGUUGAGACCCUAUAGGUGGGUUAUUCAAUUGCGGCUGGUUGAGAUUAAAUCUGAAAUGAGAGAGCUUGUCAGGUUGAGUCUUCCGAUUUUUGUAGUUGAUCGGCCUAGUUCUUGUUUUAUGCUACUGUGAAUCUUAUCAUAGGGAAUUGUUUCCAAGUGAAA
Prunus avium (sweet cherry) is the source of this 1809-nucleotide messenger RNA. Its product is annotated as dihydrolipoyllysine-residue succinyltransferase component of 2-oxoglutarate dehydrogenase complex 1, mitochondrial-like. The record is from RefSeq and is a predicted model, not a curated record. Gene Ontology annotation, cellular component: mitochondrion; oxoglutarate dehydrogenase complex. NCBI's taxonomy places the organism in Eukaryota, Viridiplantae, Streptophyta, Magnoliopsida, Rosales, Rosaceae. Gene Ontology annotation, biological process: tricarboxylic acid cycle. Gene Ontology annotation, molecular function: dihydrolipoyllysine-residue succinyltransferase activity.